AUGCCUGUCCGGACUUUGUUCCCUGAGAGUUGGCUCUGGAGGAGGUUUACUCUGCCAAAAAGUGAUUCAGGCCUCUCUCACUACCACAUCUCUGUGAAUGUGCCAGACUCCAUCACCACAUGGCAAUUUGUGGCAGUCACCCUCAAGUGUGUUUUCCUGGCCAUAGGUCUCUGUGUCUCAGAUCCCUUUGAGCUGACUGUUAUGAAAUCGUUCUUUGUGGACCUUAAGUUGCCCUCCUCCAUGGUCAGGAAUGAUCAGGUCCAGAUCCAAGCUGUGCUGUACAAUUUCAGAGAUCGCCAGGUCAAGGUCCCAGUGGAAUUCCCUCACAAGGAGCCAUUGUGCAGUGCAUCGAAGCCGGGAGCCCCUUCCUGCCAGGCAGGGGGUCAGAUACAGAUAAUUUCUCAUAGCAUCCUCCUGGACCCCAAAGGUCAGACCCAAAUGGUGCUGGUACCAAGGCAGGACUUUAUAAACAAAGUGCUCAACACACAGGAGGAAGUGUUUGUCAGCGUCCAAGGCUACAUGCAGAUGCUGACACACUGGAGUACAGACAGCACCUACCACACCUCCAAGGGGAGCCCAGGAAGCACCUGGCUCACGAGCUACGUGUUCUGGGUCUUCACUCUGGCUUCCCCCACGAUGACGAGCAGUAAGCCUGACCUGUCCUCUCUCUGUGCCAUUGCCAACUGGAUCAUCACCCAGAGGUAGGCAGAGGAUGGGCACUUUUUAGAGAAGGGCCCUGUGGUCAUGACAUCCAUGCAGUGUGGCUACCAAGGCUCCGAGGCAGAUAUAUCUCUCACAGCUCUUGUCUUGAUCUCCCUGGAUAGGGGAAAGGAGUUUUGCAGCAAGAGUAACUUCAUUGCCAGCAUCAAUCGAGCCUGUGGCUUCCUGGAGAGAAAACUCCCUGACAUUCAGACAACCUUUGCCGUAGCCAUAGACUCCUAUGCACUGGCCCUCACCCACACCCCCUGAGUCAAUGACCAUCUGGACAGCUUUGCCAGCCACAGUGAGUACAAAACCCACUGGGAGGGGAAGGAGCUGGACGUCGACUCUCUGUACACCAUUGAGGCAACCGCCUACGUGCUGAUGCAGAAGCUGGAGCUGCGUCAUUAUGAAGAAACACACGCCAUCGCCAAAUGGCUCCUGGAGAAGAGGGAGCUCCGGAGAGGCUUCUCAUCCACUCAGACCACGAUGGUGGCCCUCAAAGCCCUGACCCACUUCCGUGAAGCUGUCCCCUUCGAGGGCGUCCAAGAUCUCCACUUCCAGAUCAGUGUGCCCAAGAGAACCUUGAACGUGGAGUGGCUAAUUGACCACAACAACGCCUAUCAGCAGCAGUCAGUAAAGAUCCUGACCACGUACCACAAGUCCCCAGAGUCUUGGGAGGACACCUGCAACCUGUACUACCUGAAUGUGACUCUCCAAAGCAUCCCAGAAGAAAAGAAAAAGAGAGAAGAGACCUUUCAGCUCCAGAUGGAAACCCAGUCAGGGAACCAGAGUCUUAAACAGGGUAAUCGAGAGGCCACAAUGACCAUCAUAGAAGUCUCCCUCCUCACUGGCUUUUACCCCAACCAGGAUGACCUCAAACAGCUCACAUGCAACGUGGAGAUGUACACCUUCCAGUAUGAGACCAAGACCAGUUCCAGCGACAGCACAGUUGUCCUCUACCUAGAGAAGCUCUCCCAUAAGGAAGACACAGUGCUGGGUUUCCGAGUCCACAGGAUGCUUCAAGCAGACUUUCUGCAGGCGGCCCAGGUCACCAUCUACGACUACGAGCCUUUGUACAAGGUCAGGCUAGAAUCUGCAGAGGUCUCAGCCUCCAACCCCUACAUCUACUACAACAUGCAGCUUCAAGCCAUCAUCAAGAGUGGUAUACCAGAGGUGACACGGGAGGGUUCAGGGGGCCCUUCCCUGGAGGUCCCAGUUUACACCUAUGUCCCCGGCAAGGAGACCUUCCUCAUGCUUUGGCCAUCAGAGAGAGAUGUGAGCAAGAAGGAAUCACUGGACCAGCUGGAGGGGUUUUCAGAAUAUAUGCGCACCCAUGGCUGUGAGUCCUGA
Messenger RNA from Nycticebus coucang (slow loris), 2052 nucleotides. Its product is annotated as complement C3-like. Gene Ontology annotation, molecular function: endopeptidase inhibitor activity. Gene Ontology annotation, cellular component: extracellular region. The transcript has 19 exons. The record is from RefSeq and is a predicted model, not a curated record. Lineage: Eukaryota; Metazoa; Chordata; Mammalia; Primates; Lorisidae.